AUGGAUAAACCCAAAUCCGCAAGAGCUUACAAUAAGAAGGCUUGCAAUUAUUGCUCUUCUUUAAAAAGGAAAUGUGUAGUCGGUCUUUCUCGUCAAUCUUGUGAAAGAUGUGCGAACCUUCGUAAGAAAUGCGAUUUUACAAGAAUUGAUCGUAAACGUGGACCAAAACCAAAAAGAACUAUAACUUCACAAAUUCCAGCCGAACCAAAGAUAACUUCAAUUACACCUCAACUGCUAGAUGAAUUUUUGAACAAAGAUCAAAAAUUAUCAGGAAAAUGCACAAAUUGCC
Messenger RNA from Acaulospora morrowiae, 289 nucleotides. The record is from the annotation of a GenBank genome assembly. NCBI's taxonomy places the organism in Eukaryota, Fungi, Glomeromycota, Glomeromycetes, Diversisporales, Acaulosporaceae.